AUGCCUCCAGUUUACGAGGAUAAAAUUGAUAUACCUAGAUCUAUAGCAGUUAGUGGAGCACCUUUACCUUCUGCUAGAGCAAUAUCUAAUGCUAUACAUAUUGACAGAAAUUUUGAACAUAAAAAAUUUACACAUAUGGUAAUGCAAUUUGGACAAAUUUUGGAUCAUGAAUUAACACAUUCACCUGUGGAGAGAGGUCCAAAUGAUGAAAUAUUAAACUGUACACAUUGUGAUUCUCCAAAGACGCUUUCAGAGCAUUGUAUGCCUUUAUCUAUUCCUGACAAUGAUCCUUUCUUUCCCAAAAUUGACGAAAAUGGAGAACCUCGUUGUUUACCUUUUGCUCGAUAUAGGAAUCAAUUAAAUCAAUUAACUUCAUUUAUUGAUGCUUCUGUUAUUUAUGGUUCUACACAUUGUGAAGCACCUCUUUUAAGGACAUUUGAUGGAGGGCGUUUAAAUUCAACAAAUUUGGGACAUUUUAACCCAGAAGCACUCCCGCAAGGUGAUCAAGAACAAGAUUGCAGGCCUUUAUUUCCUUGUUUUAUUGCUGGUGAUGAAAGAAAUUCACAUCAACCAGGAUUAACAACCUUACAUAUAAUAUUUUUAAGAGAACAUAAUCGUAUUGCAAGACAAUUACAAGAAAUAAACCCCAAUUGGAAUGAUGAAAAAAUUUAUCAAGAAACUCGAAAAAUUAUUGGUGCUAUAUUUCAACAUAUUGUUUAUAGAGAAUAUUUACCAAAACUUAUUGGUCAGAAAGAGAUGAUUAGACAUGAUUUAUUACCGAAAAGUUCUGGUUAUUAUACAAAUUAUGAUCCGAAUUGUGAUGCUUCUAUUUCACAUCCAUUUGCGACAGCGGCUUUUCGUUUUGGACAUACAUUAAUUAGAAGAUAUUUCCCUCGACUAGAUCCUCGUUAUAAAAAUUAUUCUUUACCAAUAGAUUUGGUUGAAAAUUUUAAUAAUAUGGAAGAAAUAUAUAAUGAAAGAGCAGGUGGCUUUGAAAGUAUUUUACUUGGUCUUAUUGGAACAAAAGCGAUGGCUUUCGAUAGACAUAUUACUGAUGCAGUUAGAAAUCAUUUAUUUGGAAUUAGAGGAUUACCUUUGUCUGGAUUUGAUUUAAUUGCUUUAAAUAUACUUAGAGCUAGAGAUCAUGGUGUCCAAACAUAUAAUUCUUUUAGAGAAUUUUGUGGAUUAACAAGAGCUAGAAACUGGGCAGAUUUAAAUAAUGAAAUGGACCAAACAACAAUUGAAGCUCUUCAAAGUGUUUAUGAAAGUUAUGAAGAUAUUGAUCUAUUUCCUGGUUUAAUUUCUGAAAGGCCAAUGCCUGGGGCUUUAAUGCCUCCAACAAUGGCUUGUAUUAUUGCAGAACAAUUUCAAAGAUUAAAACGUUGUGAUCGGUUUUAUUAUGAAAAUGAUGUUCCAGAAAAUGUUCCUUUGUUAAAAAGAAUUCAACCAGAUGUGUUUUCUCUACCAGAUCAACUUUCAAAUACUCAAAUUCCUUGUAAAGAUUUUCCAAAAAUGGAUUUAACCAAAUGGAUGGAAAGAUCUGUUUGUCUUAUUGGAAAUUCUCAAGUUGUUAGAGGUUCAACGAAAUUAAAAAGUCCCUGUGUUAAAUGUACUUGUACAAUUGAAGGACCAAAAUGCAGAGCGAUUAAAAUAAUUAGUUGUGCAAAUCUUUUGGAUAAUUUUUUGAUUAGUGAAAUACGUGAAGAUGGGGCAUGUAUGGUUAGUUUUUUGACACUCUAUAAUUUUAUUCUAAUUUUAAAUUUUUAUCCAGAUGCAGUGUGGACAACAGAUUAA
This is a messenger RNA of Meloidogyne enterolobii, 1794 nucleotides long. Lineage: Eukaryota; Metazoa; Nematoda; Chromadorea; Rhabditida; Meloidogynidae. The record is from the annotation of a GenBank genome assembly.